UAGACCUUUUUACAGCCAUGGAGCUCAGAAAAUUAAUAUAUUUGAUAACGUUUGUUUAUGGAACAUUGGGUAUCUCAACUGAAUCAGAUAAAAGCGUCGUAGAUAAAACAGAUCUGAUGCCUAGUGCGACCUCUGGAAAAACCUCCAGUGUUUUAAGAGAAAUAUUAAAUCAAGAAAGUCUUGUUCGAUUUUCAAUGGUGCAGAAAAUUCAAAAGCUUGUCAUGGAUGUGAUAGACAAUACGGACACUGCUCAAAAUGUAAAGAAAAGACUUCAAGAGGCGAUAAAAGAUUUACAGAGUUUGGAAAACAGAGAGCAGGACUCGGAGAUCAAAAACGCUAACUUAGGUCAGGAGUUAAACGCUUUAAAUGAGGCUGUGAAAAUAAACAAGAAUAUGUCAACGGAAGAAGCCGCACACACGAAUUUGCUUAUUACAGAAAUGCAGUCCACAUUGGAUGAUUAUGGUACACGAUUGAAAGUAAUUGGAGGAAGUUUAGAAAGAUUAUUUGUUUCAGUAAAUGAAACAUUGGUUGAUACCAAAGAGAAUCAAAAGAUUUUUAACAUGCAACUGAAAGAUAUCCUCAAUAAUCAAAAAAAUUACAGCAUGCAACUGAAGGAUAUUUACGAGAAGCAAAAGAAUUACAGCAUGCAACUAGAGGAUAUCAGCAAGAAAGAAAAGAACCAUAGUACGCAAUUGAGGGAUAUGCAUGAUAUUCGUGAGAUCCAAAUGAAUUUGAGCACGCAAAUUAGAGAUAUUGGCAAGGUUCAAAAGAAUCACAGCCUACAACUAAGUGAUAUUACUUCAUCAAUUUGGUCAGUUUUGUAUCCUGUCGACUGUUUGGAAAUUAUGGUCCAAGGGAAAAAGACGUCUGGUAUCUAUAAGAUCUAUCCGUGGAACAACUCUACAUAUAAAGAAGUUUUCUGUGAUAUGGACACCAUGGGAGGCGGGUGGACCGUCUUUCAAAAGCGGAUGGAUGGAUCUGUGUCUUUCUCUAGAAACUGGGCGGAAUAUCAGCAAGGAUUUGGAAAUGCCUCCACUGAAUAUUGGUUAGGAAAUGAUGCAAUACAUGCAUUAACCGUCAACUCCUCUUCCCUGUACGUCAAAUUACAACAUAAAAAUGGACGCCAUUACUUCCAGUAUUACUCGGACUUCCGGAUCAGUGGCGCUGACGAUGACUAUAGAUUACAUCUGGGAUCUUACUCCAACGGAACAGCAGGAGAUAUGUUAAUCUCGCCACAAAAUAACCAAACGUUCAAGACCCCGGAUCAUUCUACCCAUGGCUCACCUGGUUGUUUCAGUCUGUACACAGAGGGAGGAUGGUGGUUCAGGGACUGCCAUAACGCCUAUUUAAAUGGAGUUUAUGGGUCACGUGAUUGGCGCAAUCCUUGGGCCAGAGUUAUAGUAUAUGGCACAGAGUUUGGCUCUUCACAAAUGAUGACUAGAAGACACAAAUAGUUCCUGAAAACUAUUCCUCUACAAAGGAAUGAUAACAUAAAAUAUUGUUAAUGAUAAUGAAUAUAUGGCACAGUGA
Saccostrea cuccullata (small rock oyster) is the source of this 1530-nucleotide messenger RNA. RefSeq names its product angiopoietin-related protein 7-like. The transcript has 5 exons. Lineage: Eukaryota; Metazoa; Mollusca; Bivalvia; Ostreida; Ostreidae. The record is from RefSeq and is a predicted model, not a curated record. The coding region runs from base 18 to 1454 and encodes 478 amino acids.